Messenger RNA from Phlebotomus papatasi, 4393 nucleotides. RefSeq names its product rab GTPase-activating protein 1-like (gene GAPcenA). Bases 181 to 3513 code for a protein of 1110 amino acids. Lineage: Eukaryota; Metazoa; Arthropoda; Insecta; Diptera; Psychodidae. The transcript is spliced from 9 exons. The record is from RefSeq and is a predicted model, not a curated record.
GUCAGAUUCAAAGUAACAACUUCAGUAUGGUUGAGUCCCCCCUGUUUUUGUGAAAUGUGUUUUUAAAAGUUCUUGACAACUUUUUGCCCCAAAAAACUCAGUUAAUCGUGCGUGAAAUCACUUAAAGCCACUCAAGACACACGCCCAGCGAGGUGCUGUGCUGUGCUUUUGGUGUUGAAGAUGAUGGAGCCAGACACUGUGAGCAUCAAGUCGUCGGAUUCAGUGACCACAAGUGGAGAGUACGAAAUUGUUCCGGAAGGCAUGUUGUCUCCACUUGGGGCUCGAUCUCCGGAGGCAGCAUCAGCUGCUGGCCAAAUUGCCUCAUCCCCAACUCUCAAUAUCGCCAACAAUGGUGACAUGCAGGAUCUCGAAAAGAAUCUCACGGAAGUCAUCCAUGAGCUGGAAGAUUCCAAGAAGCCCGACGAGAAGGCAGAAGGAACAGAAGUUGCAGCAGUCCGGGCACCGCGGCCCUCGACUUCCGCUGUCAGGGAGGCCUCUGAGGCAGUGGCACAGAUUUUGCCCUCGCCGGAGGUGAACAAAGUGGGCCAAUCGAUUUUCUACGACUGUCUCGAUUUGAGUCCAACGGCCGAGAAGCAGGACGACAUGAAACCCGAGCAGAACGACACGGAAGAAGACAUGUCUGAAAUCGAUCAAGAUUGCACAAUCUUCUCAGGAGUGACAUAUUUGGGUGCCACCCUUAUCAAUGCCCCGAAAUCCGAGGCAGAAAUCCAUCGAAAUAUGACUGAAGUCAACAGUAUAUCCAAUUGUGUUGGUCUCAAGGUAUCUGUGAGCAUUCCAACGUGCUCUGAAGGCUUUGUGGUGCUCCACGAUGCCUCUACAAAUGCCACUGUGGCUCACUAUGAGGUCCACCGGAUUCUGUUUUAUGCCAGGGGUCCGGCAAAUACUCCGGAUCAGGCUUGUUUUGCCUUCACGUGGUCUCAUGGGGAUUCACAGGAAUCUGCUGUGUUUCACUGCCAUGUGUUCAGGUGUCACAUUCCUGAGGCCGUGAAUCAGGUGAGUUCGUGCUUUGCCAAGGCUUUUGAGCGAUUUCCGGCCAGCUUGACCGGAAGUGUCACGUCAACGGUGGACAAUAGCGCAAUGGUGGGCUCUAUUGUGAGCGAUUUAUCUGCCAAUGUUCUCAAUUCUGCUGAAUAUGAGUUCAUUGUGUCACUGGAAAUUCGAGAGAAGAUGCCCAAGAAUACGUACAGUGUUCCUAGGGAUCGAGGAGGGUUCAAGUUGCGUUGCAAUACUGACAAAGAGGUUCACAUCACUGUGAAGCAGACCCCGUCGGCAACACUGCCGACGCUCAUGAUUGAGCGAUGUUUUGGGGUUCUGUUGACGCCAGGGAAAGUUAUGAGGCAAGCAGACAUGCAACUCCUGGAUAUGGUAUCCAUGGAAUAUGUUAAACUUGAGAAUCCUCCGCCUCAAGCUGUUCCAACGUACCAAAUCACAGCUGAAUGGAAGGCUAAUGAUAAGGCGCUUGAGCAACUGAAUCUCGAGUCACAGCGCAUGGAUGUGACUGUGGCGGUUGAUUUGGUGAUUAAGGGUAUCCAGGAACCUGUGAGGUUCGUCAUUGAGACCUCUGUGGUUAUUCAGCCGCAGAGCGAGUUGAGAUUCAUUGAGAAUUGGCUCAAUAAAAAGUCCAAUUUGGUGAUGCGGUACUACUUGCAACUCAAGAAGAAUGUCGAAGGGAACUGGGUAGUAGCAUCGAUUGAUCGUUCUGAGGAGAUUGCAGAGACCAAUACUCAGCCAUCAAUUCUGCGCUUCAGCAUAAACAAUCUGUCCAAGAUGGUGCGCUCCACGAGUGCUGUGUCCUUUGAGCAGGAAGACAGUCCCACGGACUACAGCUCAGACGGGGAUGAACCCCUGCUGAGUGGUACUGGGGAGGUGUCCAAAGAGUGCUCGAAGGACAUUCUGGAUGAGUGGAAGCCCAUUUUGCAGGAAUUUGAGCGUUUGGACAGCAAGAGGCCCAAGAUGCUGGCGCCUCUUGUGAGAUUGGGUAUUCCGGAAGCUCUGCGCGGAACUCUGUGGCAGAAGUUGGCAAGAGUGGAGAAUUCCACAGAGUUGACGGAGAAGUAUCGGCUUCUGAUAACCAUGGAGACAAAGUGUGAGGCAAUGAUUCAGCGGGACAUCCACAGGACAUUUCCAGCACACAGAUUCUUCCAGGAUUCCGGAGGUUUUGGCCAGGAUGCUCUCUACAAAGUGUCCAAGGCUUAUGCAGUCUACGAUGCCGAAGUUGGCUACUGCCAAGGCUUAAGUUUCAUAGCAGCCAGUUUGUUGUUGCAUAUGCCUGAGGAGGAGGCUUUCAGUGUCCUCGUUGCCCUGAUGUAUGACUAUGGGCUGAGGGAUUUGUACAAACAGGGCUUCGAGAGUCUCUAUCUGAAGUUCUAUCAGCUGAAUCGACUCAUGAAGGAUCAACUGCCAAGGCUCUAUGAGCACUUUGCGCAGAUUGGCGUUGAGACUCACAUGUUUGCCAGUCAGUGGUUUCUUACACUCUUCACAGCUCGCUUCCCGCUCUACUUUGUCUACCACAUUCUCGAUGUUUUCCUCCUGGAUGGGAUGCCAAUUCUCUUUCAGGUGGCCAUGACGCUGCUCUCAGUCUACGAGCAAGAUCUUCGACAGCUGGACUUUGAAGGGGUUCUCAGAUACUUCCGAGUGACUCUUCCGAAAAAGUGUCGCACGGAGAAUCAGGCCAAGAAGUUGAUGAAGAUGGCCUGUGAGCGCAAAGUGAAGCGUCUGAAGCAUUAUGAGGAGGAAUUUGUGGCUCAGAAGGAGCUGACGGAGCGUGAGGAACAGGAAACGAGGCAGUACGAGAUGCGUUUCCACGAUGAACGUAAGAAGUUGCAAAAUGAAAUUGUGCAGAUGCAGGAGAAGAUCACGCAGCUCACAGAGCAGGCGAAAGUCAAUGCGGGUAUUGUGUUGGACUACAAGCAGAUCAUUCAGAGGCAAGAGCAGCAGAUCACGCGGCUCAGUGAUCGGCUAGAGGAUAUGACGCGCGAGAUGGCGGAUUGUGUAGUGUGUUCAGGACAAGUUACUGCCCCGCAGCCCAAUUCGCCCAUCCGAAAGGUACUGGGGAUGUCAGGGAAGGUGCCAGACAUGCCUCUGGGACCUCUAGAUCCACUGAAUGUGGCACUGCAGAGGGUACGUGAGCUGGAGCUUGAGCUGGCUCAAGCCAAAUUGGCUCAAGUGGAAGCAGAGUGCAAAAAUCAGGAUCUGAAGCAUCAGUUGAACACAACUCUCACGGAGAUUCAGUCAAAUCGGAGCAGCUGGCAACCGUGGUUGUCGAAAACUCUCAAUUCCAUCCAAGAGAAGGUUUCCACGCGCAACAAUUUGCCAAAUUUUCAAUCUUACACUAGUCCAGACACACACCCGCCGCUAAAGACGCGCGAGAGUGCGCCAAAUUUGAAGACAACUCAGCGAAGUAGCCUGAGAAAGAGUGUGGAACUGUCGCCAAAGCAUACGUCGACAGAAUCAAAGUCCACGGAAGCGUCAGUGAGUUGUGAUGUGAAAUAACAGCAAGAUUCUUCCAUGACGAGGAGUAUGUCGUUUACGUGAUUUUUAAAUGCAAAAAGAGAGAGAAUCUUUGAAAACUUUUUAGUCUUACAUCCAUAAACAGAGAUAAAGAAAAAAAAUCACAAACAUCAAAUUUCUCCCUGGGGAAAAAAAAGAAGAAAUAGAAUUGCCAGACCAAAGACGAAACGGGAGAUUUGUGGGGAUAAAUAGAAUGUCCUGCAGUACUUUUUUCUUUCAGUCCUUUUUUUAUUUUGAUCCUUGAGCAAUUUUUGGGCAUAAAUGUGUGCAGAGAAAAUAAAUUAGCUUCAGGGAGAAUUCAAAUUGAAUUCUCGAAUGCUUUUUGUGGCGUGUGCUUUGGAGAGGAGAAAUGAAAACAGAGAUUUCCUUCAAUCAUGGAGGAUUUCUGAUCCUCAUGGGAAUCGGGAAAUCCUUGGAAGAAUAUGAAGAAUUUUUGUGAUAGAUUUGAAAGAAGAAUUGUUGCCAACUUGGAGAGUGAUGGUAGUUUGGAGGGGAUUGUGAAGAGAGGGAGGAAUCGAUAUACCAUGAUAUUUUAUGAUAAAAAACAUUGAUAAAUGAGAAGUAUCAAAAAAAAGGAAAAAAAUUAUUAAUUUUUGUACCGCACUCGUAGUUUAAUGAUGCUAGUGAAAAAAAAUGUAGAUCUGUGCUUAGGAAUUUUGUUGUCUCUCGGAGAUUGCAACUUCUGUCAUCUUCAAAAAAAAAUUUACACUUUCCUACACAACUAUUUAACUUAAAAUCAUAAGCAUUUACGUACCAUGUGGAUGGUAGAUGAAAUAUUUAAAGGAUAUUCCAAUUUUUAUGCCAUAAUGUAACCCUACAUUUAGAAUUUAUCAACUUAAAAUAUACACUGAUGAAUUAAAAA